Molecule: messenger RNA, 1777 nt
Organism: Patella vulgata (common limpet)
Lineage: Eukaryota; Metazoa; Mollusca; Gastropoda; Patellidae
Exons: 4
Coding region: 127-1569 (480 amino acids)
Source: RefSeq, a predicted model, not a curated record
UGGAUAGUCCCUAACAGCUUGUUCCACCUGUUUCGGAUGAUUUGGGUUGACUGGUGGACCAGUUUUAUUCUGCCAAGAAUAUAGGCGGGAUCGGUUUUUAAACCGUUAAACAAUAUUGGAUCAUGCAUGAAGUAUAUUAUAAUAGGUGGCAUAGUGGGUGUGGCAAUUAUAUCUGGAAUACUGAUAGGACUGGGUGCGUCCGGUCGACUCUCUAAUAAAGAACAGGAACCAAAUGCCAUAUCCCCCGCAAAUGCAUUGACUGCAGGUUACAAAUCUGAUGCUAACGCCCAAAACUCCAUUAAUUCUGUGUCACGUGAUAACAGUUUACUUCUAGCGGGAUUGGCAACUGCUGGUGAUGUACAUGAUAGGAUUGAUGACAAAGUAGAUAAUGUACAUGAUGCGUCUCCCGAAGAGCUGUUGCAAGAUAUCCAUAGUGCUCUGACUGCCUUUAUGGGUCACUUUGAAGUUGACAGUAAUGAUAUGCUUGAAACAAUUCAAGAUGAAAUAAGUGAUGCAGUUGAUGAUGAUGAUGAUGAUGAUGAUGAUAAUGCCGAUGAUGACGAUGAUGAUGAAAAUAUCGACGAAGGAACAAGCGAUGAAAUAGAACUGCCUGACGUCCCCGAAUUGGAUGACGACGCCCUCGAACUGCCAAAUUUAGGCCAGGCUCCGGAGUUUGAAAAUACCGAGCUUCCGAGUUUAGGGGAUGCCCCCGAAUUUGGUGACGUGGAAAUUCCAACAUUCGACGAUGCUCCCGAGUUAGAUGACGUGGAAAUUCUGAGUUUCGGCGACGCCCUUGAACAUGACGGUAUUGAUGAUGCUUUGGGAGAUGCUCCCUUAUUAGAUGACGUGGAAAUUCCGAGUUUAGGCGAUGCUCCCGAAUUUGACGGUAUUGGUGAUGCUUUUGGCGAACUUUCUAUUGAUGAAAUUCCGACUUUGGGAGAUACUCCAGAAUUAGGUGACGUGGAAAUUCCGAGUUUAGGCGAUGCUCCCGAAUUUGACGGUAUUGAUGAUGCUUUUGUCGAACUUUCUUUUGAUGACAUUCCGACUUUGGGAGAUGCUCCAGAAUUAGGUGACGUGGAACUUCCAAGUUUAGGCGAUGCUCCCGAACUUGGCGAUAUUGGUGAUGCCUUUGAUGGACUUCCUAUUGAAGAAAUUCCGACUUUGGUCGAUGUCCCAGAAUUAGAUGACUUGGAACUUCCUAGUUUAGGCGAAGCUCCAGAGCUUGAUACUACUGAUGUAGCUUUUGACGGACCAUCUGUUGGUGAUGCACCAGAUAUGGGGCUAUCAGACGAUUUGGACUUAUAUUGGGGUCUUGACGGUGCUCCUGGGCUUGGAGACGUGGAACCUCCGAGUUUCGGCGAUGCCCCCGUUUUAGGCAACGCUGAACUUCCUGAUUUGAGCGGUGUUGGUGAUGGACUUUUCGUUGGUGAUACACCAGACAUAGGACUAUCAGAUGGUUGGGAGUUAGGGGACCUUCGUGGUGGCUUAGGUGGCAACCUAGAUUUCGGGGACGGACUCGAUUUUGGGGGAGGAAUGCCUUCUUUUGAUCUCCCCGAUUUUGGUUUCUAAGAAAAGUGUGCAUGGGAAUAAUUAUUACAAUGGCUAAAGAGAAUAGGUAGCCUUAAAUUAGAAACCCCGAGAUAGAUUUGUAUUAGUUGGUGUUUAUUUUGAUUAUUGUGUAUUUUAAUCACCAACCACAGACAUUUUUAUAUAAUUUUGCAAUAUUUUACAAUUUACACCAUGAUUAUAGCUUUGUAUAUAUAGUUAGUAUUUACAU